UGCUUUCAUUCAGACAGAAGUGAAGGCCUAGGGACAUCUAAACCUGUUGAGUAGGGCUAUGAAGGUUUCUGAUAAAGACGAGAUCUAUAUUUGGCAUGGGAGCACAGAAUGUGCUGAAGCGAUUAAAAAGUUGGUCUUUUCAGUGUCGAAUUCAGAUAAGAUGGGGCCUUGAGCUGACCAAGAUAACCAACACAGUGGUGGAUAUAUAACAGGUGGGGUCGGCAGGGACGUGAGGGUAAACAUGAAGCUGUAUUUUCUCGUGUCUUUCUUGGCAGUGGCAGUAUCUGCCUGGGAUGUAGAAGAUGACAAAAUAGUCGGAGGCUAUGAGUGUGUGAAGAACUCAGUGCCCUGGCAAGUUUCUCUGUACGACGGGUACAACUACUGUGGCGGGACCCUCCUCUCCAGCGAGUGGAUCCUCUCGGCAGCCCACUGCUACCAAUCGUCUCCCACCGAGGUGCGCCUGGGCGAGCACCACAUCCGGGAGCCCGAGGGCACAGAGCAGCACAUCAUGUCGGCCAAGUCCAUCCGCCACCCCGAGUACAACCCCCGCACCGUGGACAACGACGUCAUGCUGAUCAAGCUGAGUCAGCCGGCAGUCAUCAACCAGUACGUGCAGACCAUGGCCCUGCCCAGCGACUGUGCUCCCGCCGGAACCAUGUGCCGCGUCUCAGGCUGGGGCAACAUCCGCGACAGCAACCAAGGCUCGAGGUACCCUGAUAAGCUGCAGUGUCUGGAGAUCCCCAUCAUUGACGACGACACCUGCUGGAACGAUGCCUAUCCUUUCCAGGUCACCUCCAAUAUGAUGUGUGCUGGCUUCAUGGAGGGGGGCAAGGAUUCGUGCCAGGGUGACUCAGGAGGCCCUUUGGUGUGCAAUGGUGAGGUGCAGGGUGUUGUGUCCUGGGGUAAAGGCUGCGCCAUGAGGAACAAGCCUGGUGUCUACGCCAAGGUCUGCAACUACAUCUCCUGGAUCAAGGAGACCAUGGCCUCCGGCUAAGCGCCGCAGAUGGACCUUAGAUGAGAGGACAGUGAAUGGCCAUAAAUACAAGAAAUCAAAUGAAGCCACUCAGUGUCUGAUUGACCGUGCUCUCCGCUGCUCUGCACCACACAAACAAUUAA
Molecule: messenger RNA, 1116 nt
Organism: Alosa alosa (allis shad)
Lineage: Eukaryota; Metazoa; Chordata; Actinopteri; Clupeiformes; Clupeidae
Product: trypsin-3-like
Exons: 7
Coding region: 242-994 (250 amino acids)
Biological process (GO): proteolysis
Molecular function (GO): serine-type endopeptidase activity
Source: RefSeq, a predicted model, not a curated record